UCAAUGUUUACACUUUGCACAGUUCAUGUUUUUUAGCAGAACAGAAAUUGAAAAUCGCGCAUGCACGUAUUCAGAAAAAUAUUGUAAUACACAAACUUGAACAACAUGUAAACAUUGUCAUCGUCCAACUCGGUCUAUUUUUAAAAAAAGAAAAUCAUCUGAAUGUCUGUUACUCUUGACCGUCUAGUGGUAGGUCUACCGCCGCCGAGCUUAACCGAUUUUUGAAUGUCUGUCCAUUUAGUGGUCAACGCGUUUUACAAAAAUGGUACAGCGUUGUUGCGCGCUCGCUGUACCAAAAACAUUUUAUUCGUCCGCACAAGAUUGGCAUCGAGAUCAGCACACACCCAAGCGCUGAAUCCCUCUACCAGCCAUCGUAGCCCACUAAACUCUAGUUGCCAAUCCAGAUGGCAGCUUACUCGAAGAGCAUUUGUCGACAGUUUGCUAAAUCGUGUGACAAAUUCACUGUCGGCCGAUUUACGUAAACGAACUGCCCGGCAGCUAAUGUUUGGCAACUCGAGACCAUUUUUCGCACUUGUCGGAAUGAGUCUGGCGUCUGGUAAUGGUGUGAUAACUAAUGACAAUCAACUAGAUGGUGUAUGCUGGGAAAUUAGGGAGGCUGUUGGUAGAAUGCAGAAGAAUUUAGCUGUUGCCGAGUGUUUAAAUUUAAAUCCAUCUUUGGGUUUAAAGCAGUUUGAAUUAGGAGUUGCUAUUGCUAAAGGAAAUAACGCAGUCGUGUAUGAAGCAAGAAAAAAGGAUGAAAAAGAUAAUUGUAAUUUAUUAUUGAAGCAAGAAUCAUCUUCUCAAAAUUUUCCUUUGGCUAUUAAAAUGAUGUUCAACUAUGAUGCAGAAAGUAAUGCUAUGGCUAUACUUCGAGCUAUGAAUAGAGAAACCGUGCCAUCUAGACGAAUACAGAGUAGCUCUUCUAAAUCAGACCAGCACUGGCUUAUGGGUUUGGACAAGGGUUUAAUUAGGUUACCACCUCACCCCAAUAUUGUUGUAAUGCAUUUGUGUUUUGCGGACUACGUUCCAGAGUUAACAGACUCGCACUCACUAUAUCCACAAGCUCUACCACAAAGAAUAAAUCCUGAUGGUUAUGGACGAAACAUGAGCCUAUUUCUUGUUAUGAAGAAAUAUGAUAUGAGCUUAAAGCAGUAUUUGUCUCAAUCGUCACCUAAAGUCAGAGAUAAAAUUCUUUUGCUUGCACAAUUAUUGGAAGCUGUUACACAUAUGUGUAAUCAUAAUAUUGCACAUAGGGAUUUGAAAACUGACAAUGUCCUUUUAGACAUCUCUGAAGGCAAUAAUGUUUGCCCUACACUAGUUGUCACAGAUUUUGGUUGCUGUUUAGCUGAUAAAGAUAAUGAACUUAAUCUGCCUUAUAAAACUGCUGACACAGAUCGCGGAGGAAAUAUAUCGUUAAUGGCUCCGGAGGUUGUUACUGCACAACCAGGAACUUUUGGACAGAUCAAUUAUUCUAAAGCUGAUGUCUGGGCAGUUGGUGCAAUGGCAUAUGAAAUAUUUUCUAGCAGCAACCCAUUUUAUAGUUAUGAAAAGGGUAAACCCCCUUUAUUACGUAAUUCAACGUACGAAGAAAAAAAUUUGCCAGAACUUAACACUGAAGUACCCCUUGUUAUUCGAACAUUAGUUCAUUCCCUCUUGCAAAGAUCAACAUCAAAAAGACUUGAUGCUUCAUUUGCUGCAACUGUUUGUCAGUUAUAUUUAUGGGCUCCAUCUUCUUGGUAUACAAAAUAUGUAUUACCAACUAGUAAUGAGGUGGUACAAUGGUUGUUGUGUUUAACUACAAAAGUAUUGUGUGAAGGCGGAGUAAUGGCAAAUAUGAACACUAAACGACGUACUUUUACAGAAUAUCAAUUGAUUACUUCAUUUUUACACAGAGCCAAAUUAUAUGAAAUAAAAAAUGCACUGCAAUGGAUGCAAUCAAUUCAACAUGAAUAAUGUUUAAAAAACAAGUGUAUUUAUUUGAAAUGGUUCAAUGCAUAAUAACAUUAUAUUUUUAUAUCAAAGUAUUGUCCCAUACGUUUACAACAUUACAGUAAACUCAUUAAAUGUGAUAUUUAGUUUUAGAUAAUUACAGUUUUUAUUAUAUUUGUUGUGUACCUUAGUACAGUAUUACCAAACUUGUUAAUCGAAUAGUAUACGUUAAUAGUUAAUAAAAUAAGUAUACAUACACCAUAUAA
This is a messenger RNA of Adelges cooleyi (spruce gall adelgid), 2195 nucleotides long. It is a transcript of the gene Pink1, whose product is annotated as serine/threonine-protein kinase Pink1, mitochondrial. The record is from RefSeq and is a predicted model, not a curated record. Gene Ontology annotation, cellular component: mitochondrion. Gene Ontology annotation, biological process: regulation of apoptotic process; protein phosphorylation; autophagy of mitochondrion. The transcript has 9 exons. Gene Ontology annotation, molecular function: protein serine/threonine kinase activity; ATP binding. NCBI's taxonomy places the organism in Eukaryota, Metazoa, Arthropoda, Insecta, Hemiptera, Adelgidae. The coding region runs from base 226 to 1953 and encodes 575 amino acids.